AUGCGCUUCACAGAAAUUCUCGCGAUCGCCACUCUUGGCCUGGCAGGCGCCGGCUCUGCAUACUCUUCCUCCAGCUACGGAGAUCUCGAAACCCGCGACGAGCACCAACUGCGGGUUGCCUACCAACGAAGCUUAGAUGGGCUUGAGAUCCGCGAACCAAAGCAUCUGAAAAUUGGUAUCAUGGAUCCAAAGAAAUUGGAAAAGCUGAGGAAGUUGUCGAAGAAGAAGAAGACGACUAAACCUAAGAAGUCCAAGUCCAAGUCUAAGAAGCCAAAGAAGGAUUCAAAGAAGAAAAUCAAGAGACCUGCUGGUCUUAGGACUGGCAAGAAAGGAACUUUCAAUGAGGGUCCCUCAACUGCCUACCAAAAUGUAGGAGGUUCCAGCACUGCCUACAACCGCAGGUCGCUUGAACUCGAGACCCGUCAGCCAAUGCCUCUCAAGAUUGGCAUCAUGGAUAAAAACAAAUUGGAGAAGCUCAGAAAGGCUAUAAAGAAGCCAAAGAAAACAACCAAACCAAAGAAGGCGAAGAGCUCAAAGAAGUCGACUAAGUCAAAGAAAAAGGUCACCCUCAAGAAAGUUGCUGGUACCAGGACUGGCAAGAAAGGAACUUUCAAUGAGGGUCCCUCAACUGCCUACCAAAAUCACUGCCUAUGA
Messenger RNA from Clonostachys solani, 654 nucleotides. Lineage: Eukaryota; Fungi; Ascomycota; Sordariomycetes; Hypocreales; Bionectriaceae. The record is from the annotation of a GenBank genome assembly.